Acanthopagrus latus (yellowfin seabream) is the source of this 1068-nucleotide messenger RNA. RefSeq names its product trace amine-associated receptor 2-like. The record is from RefSeq and is a predicted model, not a curated record. Gene Ontology annotation, biological process: G protein-coupled receptor signaling pathway. The coding region runs from base 1 to 1068 and encodes 355 amino acids. The transcript has 5 exons. Gene Ontology annotation, cellular component: membrane. NCBI's taxonomy places the organism in Eukaryota, Metazoa, Chordata, Actinopteri, Spariformes, Sparidae. Gene Ontology annotation, molecular function: nucleic acid binding; trace-amine receptor activity.
AUGAAGCAGGUCUGCAGGGUGCCAUUUGAACACAAUUCAGAAAGAGUCAAAGAAUUGCGAUAUAACUAUGUGCAAAGAGUCCUUGAGCUAGAGGUGGCUGCAGUGGAGCACCAGUUCAUCUUCAUUGAUGAGGCUGGAUUCAACCUCACGAAGAGACGAAGGAGGGGAAGGAAUGUCAUCGGCCAGCGUGCCAUUGUGGAAGUUCCUGGGCAGCGUGGAGGGAACAUCACAAUGUGUGCAGCCAUUACUCACCACGGCGUCACCCAUCACCAUGCCACUCUUGGUCCCUACAUCACCGCCCAUCUGAUCACAUUCCUGGACACCCUACACAACAUACUCAUUCCACCAGAUCAGAUAGACGGCCCAGAGCAGCUCAGGUCAAUGCCUGUUACUCUCAGAUCCAUGGUCAUCAAAACACUGCUGUCCUGCAUCUCUGUGCUCACUGUGGUGCUCAACUUGUUGGUCAUCAUCUCUAUCUCCCACUUCAGGCAGCUCCACACCCCCACCAAUCUCAUCCUCCUCUCUCUAGCUGUGUCUGACUUGUUGGUGGGCCUUGUAGUGAUGCCACCUGAAAUCGUCUUGAUGCAUUCAUGUACGCUUCUGGAUAAACUUUCAUGUGCUGUCUUUUACCUUUUUAGCUUCAUCCUCACCUCUGCCUCAGUUGGGAACAUGGUGCUCAUAUCAGUGGAUCGUUAUGUGGCUAUUUGUUACCCUCUGCGAUAUUCUUCCAUGAUAACACCAAGAAGAGCACGUGUCAUGCGGUCUCAAAUUUCAGCUCUCAGAUCAAAUACUGUGACUGUUAAGAGAUCUGAGAUGAGGGCUGCUAGAACUCUUGGUGUUAUCCUUCUUGUGUUUGCACUUUGUCUCCUUCCAUUAUACUCUAAUUUCAUAGCAGGACAGGACACAACAAGCGUGACUUCAUCAGUUCAAAUUUGGCUGUUCUAUUGUAACUCCAGUUUUAAUCCUCUGAUCUAUGCCUUUUUCUACCCGUGGUUUAGAAAAUCAGUUAAAGUCAUUGUCAGCCUUCAGAUACUACAGCCAGGCUCCCGUGAGGCCAAGAUACUGUAG